This is a messenger RNA of Rhododendron vialii, 1417 nucleotides long. RefSeq lists its product as uncharacterized. The transcript has 3 exons. The coding region runs from base 240 to 866 and encodes 208 amino acids. NCBI's taxonomy places the organism in Eukaryota, Viridiplantae, Streptophyta, Magnoliopsida, Ericales, Ericaceae. The record is from RefSeq and is a predicted model, not a curated record.
CCUUCCUCUCUAAACUCCUCUUUUCCUCCAUUGAAACUAUAAAAACCCCCAACAAACCAUUUCCGCCUCCUCCAGACGUUUCCUCAUUUUCUCACGAUUAAUCUCUCAACUCAACCUCCACCUGAAAUCUCGCCCGAAAUCAGAUUGCCCGAGAAAAAUCCUCAUCACAUGAUUUGACCGAGAUCUAAUCGGAGAGAGAGAGAGAGAGGGGGGGAGAGAUAGAGGAGAGAGAGAGAGAGAUGGGGAAGAAGAGGAAGUCGGUGGCGACGAGCCUGGACGAGGUGGAUCGGACGAUGUACUCGACGUUCUGCGGUGCGGCCAACUCGCUGUCCCAGCUCUACACGCAGGCCAUGAACCAACAGAAGCUCACGCUUCAAGCUGGCGAGCGCCACGGGCUGGAAAAACUUUACCAGUGGAUUUUGAUACAGCAAGAGGGAGGAUCAAGAGUAAAUACUAAUGACAUACUCAACUACUUGCAGACUGAGCUGGACUAUUCUGGAGAGGAGCCGUCAAUGUCACCUAGAUUACCACACCAAAAUCAUCAUCCACAGUCCACAAUGCAUGGUUUCCCAUUCUCUUCAGGCCCUUCUGGUGCAUCAAAUCCUGGAUCAGGUUUCCAGACCGAGCACUCUGAUCCGCAGCCCAAGAAUUACGUUUUCUCUAAUGCUCUGUCUAGCCCUAUCCGUCGGAGUCUUCAAAAUUAUCAUAUUUCACAAGGCGAUUACCAUCCCACAAGUGUUCAAUCCUCUGUGAAUGGAUUCACGAACAAUGAACCCAACUCUGUGCAACACCUGAAUGGGGAUUCAAAUUCUUUCAACUCCAAUGAUUCGUCCAUGGAUAUGCGUCCUGAUAGUCCGAACCAAUGAGCCUUCUUACUAAAAAUUCCUAAGGUUGUGUUUGGAUCAUGGACGUGUGGAGGGAGAGGAAAAUAUAAGAAAGAAAAUGAAGUGAAAGAGCUACAUUUAUUGCUUUUGUUGCCCUUUCAUCUACCCUUCCAUUAGUAAGUCUCUCUACAAAUUCAUGAUCCAAACACUAAGUAGUUGUGUCACAAGCUUGCUCACAAUGCGUUGGUGAUGCGUGUUAAAGCUUUCGCGUCUGUUGAUGGUGUGCUUAGGGCAGGUUGUUAUAGGAAAGAAGACACAACAUGGGAAUGGUUUCUUCAUACAAGAAUAAACAAGUGAUGGUGGUGACUUGUAGAAGCGCGUUGAGAAAAGUAGAUUGUAGAUUGGUGUUCGUUUCUUGUGGGAUGCGAUAUUAUUAGCACUAAACCUGUCGAAGGGAUUUGUUUUCUGUUAUCAGUCUGUCCGGUUGGGGCUUCUAUGUUUCAUGUAAAGUGUUCCUUUCACUUUGGUUCUGGAAAUUCUAUUUGAACUGGUAUUGUUAAUUGUCUUUAUUGAGUGUUGUUUUCUCAGUGAAA